Molecule: messenger RNA, 225 nt
Organism: Penicillium digitatum Pd1
Lineage: Eukaryota; Fungi; Ascomycota; Eurotiomycetes; Eurotiales; Aspergillaceae
Source: RefSeq, a predicted model, not a curated record
AUGGCUGAUCUUCGCUCUCCCUCGGAACCGCGCGUCUUCCCUUCUUCAGGGUGGGAUGCGAUCGAUCCUUCUUUAAAAUUUGAAGAGGAGUCAAUUCCAAACUACAAACCCAAAGCAUUUUACCCUGUGCAUAUCGGUGAGGUUUUCAAUCACCUAUACCAAGUGGUGGGCAAGUUAGGCCAUGGAUCUAGCGCGACAGUGUGGCUCUGCCGUGACUUACUGUAA